AACAUUUAAGACUGCGUCCAAUUUGGCUGAAAGACGAUUCCAGAUACCAUAAGAAAUCAAAAUGAACUAAAAAUAUUUCAUUACGGACAACGAUUACUUCUACGUACAUUAACUGUGUCAUUCUUGGUGUAGUCCGAGGAAACUAGUAAAUUCGAUAGAUUUGGAGUGAUAUUAUGAUUGGCACCAGAACAUGGGUUCCAAGUAGCAACCGUGGUUGUUCACCUGCUGCAGUAUAGGCUUGCGGUGGAGAGGUUGGUGGCGCGUAUUGAAAACUUUCGUUGGAGGCGAUUGUCACAUUGCAAAGCUACUUGACCCAAUCGGUUGCAAAUUUGACGGAUGGGCUUUUGGCGAGAUUGAGGGUGUGAUAUGUCACCAUGAGGAGUUUGCCUUCCUCUGCCUCGACCACGAAAAAACUGAUUGCUGCCAUUGUAUCGAUUUGGACGAGGAGUGCGCUGAGUAAAGUGAGCUUCGGGAUAAGAGUCAACAAGAGCAGCAUCGUGAUUGAGGCGAAUUUCUUCAGUCAGAAGAUAACUAAGGAGAUCAGCAAGAGUAAGAUUCGCUCUAGUGGCGAUGGAAGUUUUGAAAUUUGAAUUGCUCAUACUCAGAGGGAAGUUCAAUUCAGGAAGGGAUGGGGGCCCAUUUGUUUAUAUUUAACCAAGGAGGGCAAAGAAUCAAGUCUGUUCGUUUCCUCCGUAAAAAUUAAUGAAGUGGCAAGAACUCAUCUCGGGCAAGAACCGGGCACAUAACGUUAGGGGACUGAUGAAGCAGUCCAAAUCGGAAACCAUUACAUACCAAGAAUGUAGAGCAAAAGUUCUUCUUCAGAAACGGGUUUAUCAUCCAGAACAAGUUGAUAGGCAAUUGUGCCGGCGCUUUGAAAAUACUUCUAAGAAUCUCUACCUUUCUUGAUGAACAGAAACACUAUGCGCAGUUGAACAACACGAGCAUGGGAGUGGGCAGCAUAGGAUGCUUCAAGAGUUUUUCCAGACUCCAUGAGAAGUGGGGAGACCAAUGAUUUUUUCAGAGAGUGAGCUUAACAACCAGCCAAGAAUAGGCUGAUCCUGACGUUGCCAAUGGAUGUAGUCAGGAUUUUCAAUGGAAUCGGAGCCGCGAGAAAUGAUUUUGGGAUUUCAGGGAAUGGACCCAUCGCAAUAAACCGAGCGCACCAUGACCACGAAGGGCGAAGGUGAGGACUAAGUUCGUUCAAUUUGAUGCUGCGAACAGCGGAGUGGAAGGCAGAUGAGGGAAAACGGGGUGGUGAGCGUGUAAUGGUGUUUUAGAUUGUAGCAGAGGAGGAACUCAUCUUUGAAGAGAAUGCCAAGAAAUCAGCGAAAUGUAACGUUGGAUAGAUGUUUGUAGAAAUGCCAGAUGGACAGGAGAUCUCCAAUGUUGGUGGCAGUGGUGGUGGGAUCCAUGUCAGAGAAGACGAUGACAACGAUGAUGAUGACGACGGAAAGAAGCAGAGAGAGGAUGGAUAUGCAAGUGGUGGUGGAUGUACAAGGGAUUUCGCAAAGGCAAAGCAGCUGAUCUUACAUGCGCUCUUAAAAGCCGAGAAGCAACUCCUCAGAAGAAGGAAUAAAAAGACCUCCUCUUCUUCUGGUUCUGCUGUUGCUGCUUCUGCAAAUGCCGGGACUUCAGGUAAGAGGUUUGGUUGUGUUGGUUGUCGUGGUAAAGGUCGUUACUUUUGUUUCACGCAACCCCAGACUUUGGAGUCACCGUCUCAUGCAAGCGACCCAAAUGACCCAAACUUCACUUAUGAGACGCUGAAAGCUUUCAUAGAGAAGAAUGAUUUCUAUUCCAAAGAAUGCAAUACCCACUUAGAUUUUGACCUCACCUCACAUGGUGCAGAGUGAAGGAGUCGUGUCUAAUAAAUUCCACCGUUAUUGUUUUGUUCUUGUUGGGUGGUAGUGAUUGUUCAGAAUAUUAUCAGUAGUUUUGAAGAGGUUGCAGAACAUACCGAGCUUGAUUCAUCCAAUUGUUAUUUUGGUUAAGAAAUUCGGAUGCAAGUUUUCGUUCUUCUAUGAGUCAUUUGGCAGCCCGCGUUAUUGUUCCCUGAAGAAAUUCAAUCUUGUUGAACGAUGUAGUCAGUUUGUUACCUUGAAUACAAAGUUUAGGUGCACGUAGAUGCUUUAUUUGGAAAGAGUACAUUGACCCAUUACGGGAGUGGAACAGGUUUUCGAAACCAUUGGAUUCUUUCAAUUUGUAUAGCCUUUUUGUUUAAUUGAUUUAUUUUCAUAA
Molecule: messenger RNA, 2235 nt
Organism: Alnus glutinosa
Lineage: Eukaryota; Viridiplantae; Streptophyta; Magnoliopsida; Fagales; Betulaceae
Exons: 2
Coding region: 1347-1850 (167 amino acids)
Source: RefSeq, a predicted model, not a curated record